AACUGCAGUAUUGUAGCAGCCAUCAUUAGCUGUGCGGAAGCCGUACGAGCAACAGUAACAUGGUCCGAAUGGCGAUUGUCGUGUUUACGCUUUUCUACGCGUUAUGUUGUUUCGCGCCCUGUCUUGCCUUCGAGUUCGAUGAUUGCGGCUCAACAUUAGGUAAAUUCACAGAAGUAGUGAUCUCCGAAUGUAGUACGUCCGAUGAAAAAUGUAACUUCGUGCGCGGUACUAAUGCAACUAUGUCUAUCAACUUUAAACCUAACAAAGAUAUCUCACACAUCGUUGCACGUGUUUACGGUAUACUGAAUAUCCUUCCGGUACCUUUUCCAUUAAGCCAGCCUGAUGUGUGCAAGGAUCCUAAUGCUGGGCUUAAAUGUCCUUUACACAAGGAUCAAGAAUAUCAUUAUAUGACCAUGAUGUCCAUAAAAAAGAAUUUCCCUUCGGUGAAUGUCAAGAUUAAGUGGGAAUUUGUGAAUGAGAACAACGAAAAAAUAGUGUGCAUAGAAUUUCCUGCCAAAGUUACGUGAUUCCAAGGAUGUUAUCUCAACAAAUGAAAAAUAUAGAAAAAUAUUGAUGAUUUUACCUUUAUAGAAACAUGAAUGUGUUAUUUUUUAAUUAAAUAUUUUGACAUAAAUUUAAUAUGUAAUAUUUAACUUCAAAU
This is a messenger RNA of Mycetomoellerius zeteki, 661 nucleotides long. RefSeq names its product protein NPC2 homolog. Gene Ontology annotation, molecular function: sterol binding. Bases 60 to 527 code for a protein of 155 amino acids. Gene Ontology annotation, biological process: intracellular cholesterol transport. NCBI's taxonomy places the organism in Eukaryota, Metazoa, Arthropoda, Insecta, Hymenoptera, Formicidae. The transcript is spliced from 4 exons. The record is from RefSeq and is a predicted model, not a curated record.